AAUAACAAUAAUAAUAAUAAUAAUAAUAAUAAUAAUAAUAAUAAUAAUAUCAAUAACAAUAACAAUAACAAUAACAAUAACAAUAACAAUAACGAUAACGAUAACGAUAACAAUAACAAUAACAAUAACAAUAACAAUAACAAUAACAAUAACAAUAACAAUAACAAUAACAAUAACAAUAACAAUAACAAUAACAAUAACAAUAACAAUAACAAUAACAAUAACAAUAACAAUAACAAUAACAAUAACAAUAACAAUAACAAUAACAAUAACAAUAACAAUAACAAUAACAAUAACAAUAACAAUAACAAUAACAAUAACAAUAACAAUAACAAUAACAAUAACAAUAACAGUAACAAUAACAAUAACAAUAACAAUAACAAUAAUAAUAAUAAUAAUAAUAAUAAUAAUAAUAAUAAUAAUAAUAAUAAUAAUAAUAAUAAUAAUAAUAAUAAUAAUAAUAAUAAUAAUAAUAAUAAUAAUAAUAAUAAUAAUAAUAAUAAUAAUAAUAAUAAUAAUAAUAAUAAUAAUAAUAAUAAUAAUAAUAAUAAUAAUAAUAAUAAUAAUAAUAAUAAUAAUAAUAAUAAUAAUAAUAAUAAUAAUAAUAAUAAUAAUAAUAAUAAUAAUAAUAAUAAUAAUAAUAAUAAU
Molecule: messenger RNA, 648 nt
Organism: Microplitis demolitor
Lineage: Eukaryota; Metazoa; Arthropoda; Insecta; Hymenoptera; Braconidae
Exons: 2
Source: RefSeq, a predicted model, not a curated record